UUCGACUUGCCGAGUGCAGGUGUGACUCGUCUGUCAUGAGCGUGUUGUCGCACGACGAGGGCGGUAGGCAAGUCAAGUCAAGUGUGGCCAUCUCUGCAGACACCAGCGCACGUUCGGCAUCACCGACAAUCGACGCAAUGUCGCCAGACAAGGAGAAGAUCGACGCGGACGUCGAAGCAAAGGAGCGGUGCCCGGAGCCACCAGCGGAUGCAUCGAGCGUAUCAGAGUUUCCCGAAGGCGGUUUGCGGGCCUGGUCAGUGGUAUGGGGCGGCUUCUUCGCUUUCAUUGCGACGUUUGGUAUCACGAAUUCUUAUGGCGUAUUUCAAGACUACUAUCAAUCAACAUUGCUAUCGCACUCGUCGUCAUCAACUAUCGCAUUGAUUGGGGCAAUUCAGCUCUUCUUUCUGUACGGAGGCGGUCCGAUCGUUGGGCGAAUAUACGAUGCUUACGGGACUAGUGUUCUUAUCCCGCUAGGGUCGUUCUUGAUUGUGUUCUCCCUCAUGAUGCUGUCCCUGGUACAACCCGACAAGCCGUACCAGAUCUUUCUCUCGCAAGGGAUCCUCUUCGGGUUCGGGCUCGCGUGCAUAUUCAAUCCGACCAUGUCAGUGGCGGGGCACUGGUUCCGGAGGAGACGAGCGUAUGCGAUAGGCGUCAUCGCCUCGGGCAGCUCGAUAGGCGGCGUGUUCUUCCCGAUCAUGCUACAGCGGCUCAUCGUCAGCAUUGGCUUCCCGUGGGCUGUGCGCGCGGUGGCCUUCAUCUGCCUGGGGUGCUUGACGAUCGCAUGCUUGACGAUCCGCACGCGGUUGCCGCUAUCGCGGAGUAUCUCACUGAGAGGUUUGGUCGACCUCAACGGCUUCAAGGACUGGAGAUACGUCCUAGCCACUAUCGCGGCAUUCUUGGUGUUUUACGCCCUCUUCAUACCCUACUUCUACAUCCAAAUUUUCGCGGACUUUUUCGGAGUCCCUAACAAUUACGCCAUAUACCUCCUACCAAUCAUCAACGCCUUCGGGACACCCUCACGUAUCAUUCCAGGAAUGAUGGCAGACCGGUGGGGAUGCAUUACCGUUCUCGUGCCUUCUACUGUGAUCGCCAGCAUAUUCACGCUCGCGUUGUGGCUCCCGGCACGCACAUCCGCUGCCAUUACUGCUUUCGCAGCCAUGUACGGGCUCUUUACAGGCGCUUUCGUCACCUUGCUGCCCGCGUACAUAUACACCAUCUCGCCCCUCGAAGUGUACGGCGCCCGGCUAGGAGCGAUGUACUUCUUGGUCGGCAUCGCCAACCUUGUUGGAACUCCCACAGCAGGCGCGUUCUUGACAACGAUGGACGUGGCUGGUUUCAAUGGUCUCAUCAUCUUCACCGGGGUGCUGCUGGCGGCGGGAUCGUUGAUAUUGGGUGUCGUAGGGGUUGUCACGGAGGUUCGAAAACGACAAGCAGCGCGUCUGCCGUGAUGAUAAGCUUCGGAGAUGUCACAGUCCGUAGAUGCAGUGCUUACGGAUAAUUAGAAUGUGGUGCACGUGCAGCAGUGUCCGCUGGAUUUGAAUGCACGACUUCUUAGUACGAGCAUAAGGUCCGAGUCGCUGGCGGCCGAGGGUCGACGUGUUGAGUCGCGGC
Messenger RNA from Rhodofomes roseus, 1611 nucleotides. Its product is annotated as monocarboxylate permease. Gene Ontology annotation, molecular function: transmembrane transporter activity. Lineage: Eukaryota; Fungi; Basidiomycota; Agaricomycetes; Polyporales; Fomitopsidaceae. Gene Ontology annotation, biological process: transmembrane transport. The transcript has 8 exons. Gene Ontology annotation, cellular component: fungal-type vacuole membrane. The record is from RefSeq and is a predicted model, not a curated record. Bases 36 to 1448 code for a protein of 470 amino acids.